AACAGGUGUGUGCCGGAAAAAAUGUUUUUCUAUUUAUUUUCCAUACAUAAACGUUAAAUAAACAUUUUGUGUUAUUGUAAAAUAACAUACGUGUCUAUUAAUAAGUUUGAUGUCACAUAAGUUAUAGAAUAUUAGUAUUUGAGUGAUAAAAACGUGUUGGGCAUUAAAUUUGCUUUGGGUUGAAAUAAUGACAAAUUACGACAGUUUGACAAAGAAUCAGAAAAUUCAAGCUACUUUGCACCGUGAUGUUCGCGCCAUUUGUACAGAGACAUGCCAUUUCCUUGGGUUAGAAAUCACUAAACCAGCUAUGGAAAUAAUAGCUGAAUUAGUACAUAAAAAACUGUCCGUUUAUGGAGCAGAUUUGGAAGCUUUUGCCAAACAUGCCAAGCGGUCAACAAUAAACGCGGAAGAUGUCAAACUUUUGGUUAGAAGAAAUCCUUCAUUGAAAGCGCACCUUAGCACUAUCACUCCCGCUCCAAGCUCAGUCGUGAAAGAGAAGCGACGGAAGACGGUCGCGACGCCCGUAGUGAGACCAAUGGACACACCUGCAAAACCCAAGGAACCUGAGAAAGAAGAUGUUGCGAAGACAAACAAAACAGACGAAGUUGAAGAUAUGGCAAUUGAUGGUACUAUUGAUUUGACGUUUGAUUAA
This is a messenger RNA of Ostrinia furnacalis (Asian corn borer), 652 nucleotides long. RefSeq names its product centromere protein S-like (gene MHF1). Lineage: Eukaryota; Metazoa; Arthropoda; Insecta; Lepidoptera; Crambidae. Gene Ontology annotation, molecular function: chromatin binding; protein heterodimerization activity. The transcript has 4 exons. Gene Ontology annotation, biological process: replication fork processing; resolution of meiotic recombination intermediates. The record is from RefSeq and is a predicted model, not a curated record. Gene Ontology annotation, cellular component: FANCM-MHF complex. The coding region runs from base 188 to 652 and encodes 154 amino acids.